GCCCCGCUCCUCCAGCUGUCCUGUACUCACUGUGUAUGGCCUACUGCAGCUACAGCUACAACUGGUGGAGGCAAGAAUGACACCGGCGCUCCCCUGCAUAAAGACAGCCUGAUCGUAAGGACGGAUCUGUUUCAUUUCUAGAUUCCAAAAUACCACAAUGAUGGCGCGGGUCAUUGCACCGUUACGGACACGUUUUAUCGCGACUGUUUUUACAUUUAUUGCACUGUGGGGAUGUGCGCUUUCCAUCAAUCGCUACUCUAUUCCGGAGGAGAUGGAAGAGGGCUCCUUUGUUGCCAACCUGGCCACAGAUUUGGGUCUGGAUGUUCGCAGUUUGGUGCAGCGCAGAGCAAAGCUCGAUGUCAUUCACAGCAAAAAUUACCUUGACAUCAACAAAGAAACAGGGGAGCUGGUAAUACGCGAGAAGAUGGACCGGGAAAGCAUAUGCAUGACUAAAACAACCUCGUGCUUUCUGAAAAUGGAUGUCAUACUUGAAAACCCCAUUCGCAUUUUUAACAUCGAGUUGGAGAUCAUGGACAUUAACGACAACGCGCCUGUGUUCCGCAGGAAGACAAUGCACUUGGACAUAUCGGAGGCAACCCCUCCCGGUGAGAGGUUUUCAUUGACAAACGCUGUGGAUGCGGAUGUGGGGGCGAACUCAAUCAAAACCUACUAUCUCAGCGAAAGCAAAUACUUCAACAUCGACAUACAAACUGGAAGCGAUGGCUCCAAAUAUGUCGAUCUAGUUCUGAACGGUCAUUUGGACAGAGAGGAGCAAGCUGUCCAUAAUUUGAUUUUAACCGCGGUGGAUGGAGGGGUGCCUCCCCGCUCCGGCACAGCCAGCAUCGUUAUUAACGUCCUGGAUAUCAAUGACAACGCCCCCGUGUUCAGCCAGCCGGUAUUUGCAGUCAACGUUUCAGAGAGCUCGGCUGCAGGGACAGUGGUCAUGACCUUAAACGCAACAGACUUGGAUGAAGGCACAAACGCUCAGUUGAUAUAUUCAUACACACUGUACACCUCGGAGAAGACCCAAGAGCUCUUCUCACUCGAUCCAAACUCAGGUGAGAUCAAGGUGAAGGGGGUGAUUGACUAUGAAGAGAGUCAGAGUUUUGAGAUGCACAUACAGGCUCAGGACAGGGGGGCCAACCCCAAGUCAGGACACUGUAAAGUCAUGGUGUCCGUCACAGAUCUGAAUGAUAACUAUCCCGAGGUGACCAUCAAAUCUGUGAAAAGUGCACUGACAGAGGAUGUCUCUGUGGGGACCCUGAUUGCUGUGGUCAGUGUCAACGACAGGGACUCUGGAGCAAACGGCCAAGUGGAGCUCACUUUGAGUGGGCAAGAAUCUUUACCGUUCCUGCUGAACAAAUCCUCAGAGGGUUACUUUGAGCUGCUGGUUUCAAAGCCACUGGACAGGGAGAUAAUAAGCAAAUAUGACAUCUCGCUGAGGGUGACAGACAAAGGCUCGCCGCCUUUAUCCGAAACCGAAACCAUCACUUUAGAGAUUCUGGAUGUUAAUGACAACGCACCCGCAUUCUCCCAGUCCUUCUACACAAUCCACGUUGUGGAGAAUAAUCUACCAGGGGCGUUGUUGACAUCUCUUAGUGCGUUUGACCCAGAUCUCAAUGAGAACCAGUACUUGGUUUAUUUCAUCAUGGAGAAGGAGAUUGUUAACACAUCUAUGUCAAUGCUGUUCUCCAUAAACCCGGAGAAUGGUGAUCUUUAUGCCCUGAAGACCUUUGACUAUGAGAGAGAGAGGGAGUUCCUUUUCCACAUUGAAGCUAGAGACUCUGGUGUUCCCCCGCUUAGCAGCAAUGUGACAGUUCACAUCAUCGUCCUGGACCAAAAUGACAACACGCCUCUCAUAGUGUCACCGUGGCGGGCGCAGGGCUCUGUGGUAGAGGAGGUGAUACCGAGGUCCACGGAUAAGGGGCACUUGAUAGCCAAAGUGAUUGCCAUCGAUGCCGAUUCUGAGCAGAACGCUAGGGUCACAUAUCAGCUCUUGCAGAUCAGCGACGCAACCCUCUUCAGCCUGGACCAGUACAACGGUGAAAUCCGGACAACAAGGAUGUUCAGUUACAGAGACCCGAGACAACAGCGGCUAGUGAUUGUCGCCAAAGACAACGGUCAGCCUGCACUCUCCGCCACUGUCACCAUCAAGAUAUCAACAGUGGAACACGUCAUGUCCUUUUCUGAGACCACAGAGUUGCCACUAGAGUAUGACGUCUUCACAGACCUAAACCUGUACUUAGUAAUCGGUUUAGGGGCUGUGUCGUUUCUGCUACUGAUAACCAUCUUGGUUAUUAUUGUGCUGAAGUGUCAAAAACCAAAGCCAAAGGCCAUCAAGAUCCCCCCAGCCAACAGAAACAGUGUGAUCAGCAGGAACAGCAUGAUCAGCCAGAGGAGCUCCACCAUCGCAGAUUCCACCCUGAUCUCCAGCGAUGCCUACUGGUACAGUUUGUUCCUCGCAGAGACCAGGAAAGGCAAAGUGGUCGUGAGACAGCCGAUAAUUCCAAAAGGAGCUGGGUAUUUUGUGUCCAGUAUACCCAGAAGCAUAGGGCCAAGUGAGACCACAGACUCCAGAGCAUCCACACUGGAGUACUCAAAAUGAAAGGAAGUCCAUUCUACAACUGGAGCAGGAACCCAGAAGAGAACUGCCAUGAUAUAAUCAUCUCUUCAUGGGAGUCUCUAGCUGAAAUUCCUCCCUGUGACUCACAAAGAAGAUGUAAAACAGCUGUCCUCCCUCAGUCCCUCUGCUCCAACUUGCUCUUUCUCUCCAGCUCCUCCAAUCCCCCAUACAAACAUCAACCACGAAUCACCUCAGCUUUCUACCUUCUCUUUUAGGCAUGGAUCUGCAUGAUUCUACAACAUGUUUAAAAUAUUUGGACAUCGAAUUGAAAUCUUUUAUGGCAGGAUAUUUGGACAUUUCUAGAGUUGCCUCAUGUAGUAAAUCAUUCCCUCUUUAACGCUUUGAAACUCCUCAAUGGACACAUUUGCCUUCUCUCCAGGGUUUACGCUGUGUGCUGUAGUUCUAGAAACCAUAAGUAGCUCAACAUACAUAAGUCGCCAUCAUGCAACCUUUUCUAAGCAAGAGUUUAAAAAACGCCUAUUCACAAAUACGCAUACGAAUCAGGGUGAAUAUGAUUCUUCCGCAAAUCUGAUAAGUACUGAACUGUAGCUGAUUAUGUCACUGAUUCAGCCUUUGCACUUGGUGUUUAUCUUUUUUGAAUAAUAAUUUCUACUGUAUUAUGAAUCCUGCUGUUCAGCGAGGGUUACACUGUCAACUAGUAACUUUUUUUUUAACGUUUGUUGUACUCAACAGUGAUGAUUGUGUGAAAAGGCCAAAAAAGAAUGAAAGAAAUGAAAACUGCAAAACGGAGAAAAACAACAGGAGAUACAUUGUUUCUCUUUUUAUUUGAUUGUAGAUACUGUAGUUCAGUAGAAAUUAUAAUGAAGUCAGAGAAGCAAAAAUACUUUUAACACUGUCACUAACAUCAGGUGUAAAGUUUAUAUUUUACAGACAUCUGUGCUGUUAUAUUUGACGGGGCCGUUAUCUGGCUGUAUUGGGGAGAAUUACACUGCAAUAUUGGAUUUCCUGAACCGUAUUCAAAAUCUAGCAUACACUGUUUCAGCCUGUCUCCUCUUGAUGGGGUGAGUGAGCGAGGGUGCAUGGGGGAGGUGUGUUCGCACAUCAAAUUUUCACAUCACAAAAUGGGGGUCGGGCCACAGUGGUCAGUAUGUAAAACAUUCAAACAUGAUGAACAAUAUUUUUGAAAACAGGGUCAAAUGUCAAUUCCACUUUCUUCGCUACAAGAUAUUGCUUUUCACAAUUAUAAGCUAUUAAUGUCCCGAUUUAAUUCCAAUGAUAAAGCUGGCAAUACAAAUAUCAACUGCAUUCAUUCAUUGCACAGUGCAAAUCACAUUAAUCGAUUAAAAAAAAUACAAUUACGGUGGAAAUCUAAAAAAAAAAAUAUUUUGUAUUGAUACAUACUCUGUUUAUUAAAAAGAGUAAGAAUAUUAAAAUGUAUUAGUCUUUGCCAUGGUACAAGGGAAUAUAAAGUCCAGGCAAGGUAUUGUUUUAUGAAUAUCCAUGUUUUUAUAGAUAUUUUAUGUAACUUUUAAUGCUGCUUUUGUGAGCUUCUUCAAGGGCAUUUUGUGUUGCAUAUAGUGUAGUUUGGUGCAUAUGAUGUUGUUUUAAUAGUUAUAUAUAUAACUUACAAUUGAAACUAGAGUACUUUUCUUGACCUCAAAGGAUGCGCUGUUGCACUACUGUAAAGCCCAGGACUUUCAUCUCUCAGAAACAAGGAGCUCAUAAGGACCACUUAUUAGGGUGCUAAAUGAUAGAAUCUAAUUGGGCGAGGUUAGGAUAUGGGAAUGGGGACAAGGAGAACAUAGUGUAGUGAUUAUAGUUGCAGUAUUCUAGUGCUGGCUCUGCAAGUAAAAACAGCUGAACACAUAGAUGGUGCAUAAGAAGUAUUAAGCAGAUGACAGCACUUUGAAAUAUGCACCAGAUCUAAAUGUGAUCGCAGCACUCACUCAGUAAUGCAGUAAAAAUACAAUAUUCCUAGAAGUAUUGAGCUACAUAUUCUGAGUCAGUGAAAUCUAACCUCUCGCUCUUCCUCUCCUACUGUUGCCUGGUGUUGGUGAUACACCAGGCUUUUCCAGACAUAAACACAGCUGGCUGCCUGUCUGUCAGACUGAAGAUGUCACAUAAUGAGGGAUCUCUUGCUGUGGAGUACAUGUUAUGUGUGCAAUCAAUGCCUGAACCGUUUGAUUCCAACAGUGUUUAAAGAAUCAACGAAUUGCACAUGUGAUGAGCUCCUUGCGUGCCUUCUGCAUUGUAAAAGAUAUAUGUAACUGUUGAUGAAUGAAAUAACAGCAUGUCAUACAAUAUUACAAAUUACAGUUACAGUACCCCAAUGAUAAAAUACCUUGAUAGCUAAGGCGUUGUUGGAUAGGGGCUCAGUCUUUUGGUUUCAGAGCAAAUGUUCUACUGAGAACCGGUAAAUGCAUUUACUGUAAAUCAAACUGCUUUAUACUUUGUGUUUUUUAUACAGUAGACUUUUUUGAUAUCUUCUGUAUUCACUGUGAUCAAAUUGCACAGGAGGUGCUUGUGCUUGGUAUAGUAUUAGUGCGUUAUUUCUCAUGUGUGGACACAGCUCAGUUUUUCCUCUGCUAAUUUGCCAGUCAGAUUGUACAGUAUGCUUCGAGAGUUGCAUCAAACCUGAUCUAGUUCCAGCUCACUCAGCGGAUCAAAGACAGAAUGGGAGAGAAUGGUAUUGCUUAAUUUACAAGUCUAGUUAAUUGUCGAGUUUUGAUGUUGCUUAUUUGGCUUAAAUGUUCUGCCUGAUCAUGCUAGUUUGAAUAAAGCUUUUUAAUCUGUC
Perca flavescens (yellow perch) is the source of this 5378-nucleotide messenger RNA. RefSeq names its product protocadherin alpha-C2-like. NCBI's taxonomy places the organism in Eukaryota, Metazoa, Chordata, Actinopteri, Perciformes, Percidae. Gene Ontology annotation, cellular component: plasma membrane. The transcript is spliced from 3 exons. The record is from RefSeq and is a predicted model, not a curated record. The coding region runs from base 158 to 2605 and encodes 815 amino acids. Gene Ontology annotation, biological process: homophilic cell-cell adhesion. Gene Ontology annotation, molecular function: calcium ion binding.